This is a messenger RNA of Mesorhabditis spiculigera, 504 nucleotides long. The record is from the annotation of a GenBank genome assembly. Lineage: Eukaryota; Metazoa; Nematoda; Chromadorea; Rhabditida; Rhabditidae.
AUGGUCGAGCCGACCGUUGGUGUGGCUCUUGGAGCCCUUGGUACUGGCGUUCCGGUUACGGUGGAUCCGAUCAUGCAACAGCAAAUUCAACAAGACCAAAUGGGCCUUGACGCGCAGCAGCUGCAGCAGCGCAACGCCGCCGUCGCCUCACUGCAGGAGCAGCAACUUCGCCAGCUCCAACAGAAUCUCGUCUUCGGCCAGACGCCGAUCGUCUCCUUCCAGCCCUUCAAUCAGCCCGCGCCCUAUCCGACCAUUUUUGCGCCAACAUUCCCCGGCGCCAACCCCUUCCAGCAGCCGUUCUACUCGGCGGCCGGACUUCAGCAACUGGCCCAGGAAUUCGACUGGCGCAUGCAAGCGCACGCUUCCACGUCGGCCGCAGCCGCCAUGCUCGCCACGCCGAUGUACCAGCCACAACAAUUGACGCUCGACCUGCACUCCCGGAUCAGCCAGGCCGUCCGUAGCACACUGCAGCACGUGCGCGUCUUGGAGAAUACACGAAGUCGC